CCCCCCCCCCUCGUGGUCAGAUGGCGUUUUGCUUGGCCGAGCUGCACUUGUGGUCCACCAAGAGCUCCCUCCAAGUGAAAGAUACAGAUAUUGGCACCUAUCAGUACUACAAUAAAGGAGAGCCAGCGAAUCCUCUGGAGCAUCACUAUUACAACGAGAAGCUCCGCUUCUGUGAAGCUCGGGGGCAUUCGUGGACCCCCACGAACCGCCGACCGGAGAAACUUCGUGAUUCGCUGAAGGAGUUGGAGGAACUGUUGCAGACCAACACGUGCGUCCACAGCAGGUGGAGGAACAAGCACUGCUGCCAGGCGUUGCUUAGCAGUGGAGUCCUGGUGACCCUGAUCCUAAAUGGACCUCAACUGGAACAAGUUUCUGUGGACCGGACACUAGUGGGCCGCCUUCCAGGCACCACUGUGGCUGAUGCGGUGCUGGCCGACAGGCUGAUGCUGCUGUCCUUCCUGGAGAACAACCAAGUGGCUGCAGUCUUCCUCCAGCAGAAGAACCAGGACUCCCCGGAGGCCAAACUCUCUCCUUCUGACAUCAGGGUGGCGUGCGUGGAGGCGAGCGGACGGAGGCGCCGCGUGCACCUGAGCCUCAACCCGCUCCAGGACGUGGCGCUCUGCUGGUGGGACCUGGACCAGCCCGGCGACGGCCCGUGGACGUGGACCCCCACCGACACACCCGGGAACAACCUGGUGCUGCUCAGCUGCUCCCCCGCUGAAGGCCUCAAGGCCCUCUCCUCCCUCCGGACUGAAGGGAACCCUCUGGACUGCUGCUUCAGCCUCCUUCAGCCCCACCAGCUGCUCACGGUGGAGCUCCCCGCGGCGGCCCCCGGCCCCGGAGAGGCCUCCUGGGCCGACGCCUGCGUCUACGACUGCUCUCCGGGUCGCCUGCGCCGCCUGUCGGCGUCCCGCGUCCCGCUGCCGUCCCGCCCCGUCUCCUGCUCGCGCCACCCCUCCGAGGCCUCGCUCCUGCUGGGCCUCGCCGACUCCUCCCUGGUGCUGCACGACCAGCGGCGGGGGGUGUCUCUGCUGGCCCCCUGCCCCCUGCGGCCCACCCUCCUGGCCUGGCACCCCGCCGGCGCCGUGGUGGUGGUGGGCGGGGAGCAGGGGGAGCUGAUGUGCUUCGACGCGGGCCUGGCCCCCGUCAGCACGGCGCUCCUGGCGGAGGAGGCGGGGGAGGCUGCCACGCUGAGACUAGCCGAGCACCUGCGCUGCGCCGGGGGGCUGGAGGGCCUGCAGUGGGCCGCGGGGCCCGAGGCCGACGUGCUGAUGCUGGCCUUUCACGGGGGCCCGCUAGCCGCGCUGCGGUUCAGACUGGGGGCUCUGGGCGGCGGGCGGACGGGUCCCGCCGAGCUGCUGCAGCAGCGGCUGCGCCGCGGUCGGGUCAAAGAGGCGCUGGGCAUCCUGGAGGCCAUGGACUGGUGCAUCAUGGGAGACGAGUGCUACCGCGGCCUGAGCUCGGUCACCAACCACCUGCUGAGGCUGGAGCUGACCGCGGAGCGAGAGGCCCAACUGGAAGCGGCUCUGGGUGUGUUUUACGCCCCCCCGUCGCCUCUCUCUGAUGUGGUGACACUCGAGUACAGGCAGCCAAUCAGCAGGCUCGCCCGCCGCUUCUUUCACCACCUUCUCAGGUACGGGCGCCUGGAGAAGGCCUUCCUCCUGGCCGUGGAUCUGGAGGAUAGAGACCUGUUCAUGGACCUCCAUUAUGUUGCCAGCGAUAAGGGCGAGGUGGUGCUAGCGGACGUGGCUAAGAGGCGAGCUAAUGAAAUCCAGGCUCAGGCGCUCGCAGGCAGCGAAGAUCCUCCGAGAGGCGGAUGCGGCGUGUUUGCUUCCAGCCUCGGAGACGGACCGACUGAGAGGAACCAGAAUGCAUCAGCACCUCCGAACCCAGAACCUCCCUCAUCACGUGAUGGGAGAGCCAAUCAGAGGAGACCACAGGAGAGCGAUCAUGUGACCGUGAACCCCGACGUGUUCAUGUCCCUGAGACGGACAGGACGCGGCGAUGCAGACGGAGACGUUGAGAACGAUGAAGACCUCGGGAUGCUGCAUGUCGUCCAUUUAGGAAAAGUUUAAGGAAUCAUUUCUCCAAUCAAUGGCUUUUUUGUGUGUUUGCAGAAUGCUCACCUGGAUAAGGAAUUAUUAUAUAUAUUAUAUAGAAACAGCUGAUGAGUGUUAUGUUGAACACGUCAUGUUGUAAAAUACAAAUAAAAACCUUCACUCAAGAACUGGGAAAUUUGGAGGUG
Molecule: messenger RNA, 2245 nt
Organism: Pungitius pungitius (ninespine stickleback)
Lineage: Eukaryota; Metazoa; Chordata; Actinopteri; Perciformes; Gasterosteidae
Gene: wdpcp
Product: WD repeat containing planar cell polarity effector
Biological process (GO): establishment of protein localization; cilium organization; nervous system development
Cellular component (GO): axonemal basal plate
Molecular function (GO): protein binding
Source: RefSeq, a predicted model, not a curated record